ACAGGUGAACCAACAAGUGACGGUAGAAACCCCCAAAAUUUUCUCCUUAAAAAAGCAGCUUUAGCUUUUUUAGCUUUAGACAGGCCCUCAAUGGCGGUGCCGCUGUUCUACUUCUAAUACCUUAACUAGCAACUUGCUACCGUGCUAAACGACGAGAAUAUUACCCAGAUACUUCUCCUCCCACCCCUUUCCGUUUUCUCGCCCUCCAAACACCAGAACGCAGCAUCCUCUCCGCCCCCAAAAAUUACUUUUAGCCUACACGAAAAGAGAGAAUAAAAGCUUUAGAUAGAGAUCUUUUUUUUUUUGUUUGGGUUUUUGUGAGUUGUUCUCAUUUGAUCAAUUAUUGUCGCUUGAAAUGCUGAGGCUCUUUAAGGUUUACCAGCUCUUCUUCACUGUUCUUCUAAUUGUCUCUGUUUUUCUCUCCUUCUUCACCGAGUAGCGUGCUCCGGGUUCGGCGUCGAAGUCUCGGUUCCACUUAGUGAACCCUUGGUGCUUGAUUGGGCUCUUGCCUUUGUCACCGAAUAGUUAAGCAAAAGAUGGCUGCUGAGCUUGUCAGUUCUGCAACAAGUGAGAAACUGGCUGAAAUGGAUUGGGCAAAAAACAUUCAAAUCUGUGAAUUAAUUGCUCAUGAUCACAGGCAAGCUAGAGAUGUCAUUAAAGCUAUUAAAAAACGGCUGGGAAGUAAACACCCAAAUACUCAGCUCUAUGCUGUGAUGCUAUUGGAGAUGUUGAUGAACAAUAUUGUUGGAGAACAUAUUCACAAGCAGGUGCUUGAUACAGGGAUUCUCCCCUUACUUGUGAAGAUAGUCAAGAAAAAGUCAGACUUGCCUGUAAGGGAGCGGAUUUUUCUUCUGCUAGAUGCCACACAAACAUCCCUUGGUGGUGCUACCGGAAAGUUCCCCAAGUAUUAUGAGGCAUACUAUGAAUUGGUGAGUGCAGGAGUACAGUUUCCACAAAGGCCCCAUGCUGUCCAAUCAAGUAAUCCUACACCACAAGCAAAAAAGAAUGAUUUACCUAAUGGGGAACUAGCCUCCUCUAGGAAUGAAGAGGUUACUCGGCAAGCAGAACCACAGUUUGUUCCCGAGUCUAGUAUAAUUCAGAAGGCAAGUAAUGCUUUAGAGGUUUUAAAGGAAGUCCUCGAUGCUGUUGAUACUCAACAUCCUGAGGGAGCAAAGGACGAGUUUACACUUGAUCUGGUGGAACAGUGUUCAUUUCAAAAACAAAGAGUGAUGCAUCUUGUGAUGACUUCUCGGGAUGAGAAGGUGGUUUCUCAAGCAAUUGAAUUGAACGAGCAACUCCAGAAAGUUCUUGCAAGACAUGAUAACCUUCUUUCAGGUAGGCCUACAUCAACUGCAAAUCAUUUUAGCCUUGAUGAAACAGAGGAAGAGGAGGCCGAGCAGCUUUUCCGAAGAUUACGAAAAGGAAAAGCUUGUGUGAGACCUGAAGAUGAAGAGCACUCAGCAGAGCGCCCCCACUUGGGUUUGCUUGGAUCCUCCAUUCCGGCAGAAAGGCUGAACCGUCCACUUAUACGACCAGUGAGUUCGGAACCAUCGAGUGAACGGAAUAUCCAUCAUCCAUCUGUCGCAAUCUCACCCCCUCCAAGACAUGUUGAGGGGGAGUCUCCACCUGUUGCAAUGGUACCUCCAAAACACAUUGAAAAGGAUGUCCCACAAGUCGCGAUUCCGCCCCCACCUGCAAAACGCGUUGAGAGGGAGAGAUUCUUCCAAGAAAACAAGAUUGAUGGUGCUGGUUUGAGCGGCCAUAUGAGGGACCUCUCAAUACACAGUCGCGGCACAAGUAGCUCUCGCAGUGGAAGCACAGACUUCAGUGAUUGACUGCAGUUAAAAGGACCAUUUGAUGUUUCAGAGUCUGUAUUUUUAGUUCAUAAUUAUAAUAUGGUAGUGGUGUCCGAUUUGCCUGUGCGGGGUGGGUGCUGCGGAAAGAGGAAUGACAUGACUGCUUUAGUUUUAUGAUACAUUAAAGGGUUUUGCAUGAUCUCGUGCCUGACCUCGAGUUUGCUUCCUUACA
Molecule: messenger RNA, 2028 nt
Organism: Juglans microcarpa x Juglans regia
Lineage: Eukaryota; Viridiplantae; Streptophyta; Magnoliopsida; Fagales; Juglandaceae
Product: TOM1-like protein 5
Exons: 11
Coding region: 537-1835 (432 amino acids)
Biological process (GO): protein transport to vacuole involved in ubiquitin-dependent protein catabolic process via the multivesicular body sorting pathway
Molecular function (GO): ubiquitin binding; phosphatidylinositol binding
Source: RefSeq, a predicted model, not a curated record